Molecule: messenger RNA, 2623 nt
Organism: Lentinula edodes (shiitake mushroom)
Lineage: Eukaryota; Fungi; Basidiomycota; Agaricomycetes; Agaricales; Omphalotaceae
Product: SPOC like C-terminal domain-containing protein
Exons: 11
Coding region: 89-2536 (815 amino acids)
Biological process (GO): cellular response to gamma radiation; telomere maintenance; DNA recombination
Cellular component (GO): nucleus; Ku70:Ku80 complex
Molecular function (GO): double-stranded DNA binding; telomeric repeat DNA binding; damaged DNA binding
Source: RefSeq, a predicted model, not a curated record
CUGUAUCAUGGUAGCUGAACGCGCAGGCGUAUGUGCUAACUCUCAAAUAUAAUGCAGAUUGUUGAAAUUUCUACAGUACACCGUCACAAUGUUCGUGGUGGACGUCUCCAAAUCCAUGGGGGCCACGAGAACUGUCGCACUUCCUCCAGGCCCAAAUGGCGAAGAACGCUUCGCGGAGAUGACACAUCUGCAGUAUGCUCUACAAUAUGUGAAAUUCAAGAUCCAGGACAUGAUUUAUGGUGCCCGGAAAACUGAUCAAUGUGGAGUGGUUAUAUUUGGAACUGAAGAAACCGACAACCAGAUUAAUGCUCAGCACGGCGGAUAUGAGAACGUCACAGAAUACAUUCCUAUUUGUACACCCUCAGCUGCCACUCUCCGCGAAUUGGAUGAGCUCGAGCCCUCUGAAGUCUUCGGCGAUCCAGUCGACGCUAUGAUCGUUGCCGUCGAAGCCCAGAACAAGCAUCUGGGUAAAAAGAAGACAUGGACUCGUAAAGUCAUACUCGUCACCGAUGGAGAGGGUCCCAUUGAGCUGGAAGAUUGGGAAGCGACUGCCAACAAACUAAACGAAUUAAGUAUCGCAUUAACCGUUGUAGGAGUGGAUUUCGACGACCGAGAAUUCGACUAUGUUCAAAGGGAUAAACCUGAUUUCAAGCGUGUCAAUGAGGAGUUUUUCCGCAACCAAUUCUGUCCGAAGGUGAACGAUUCCGUUAUCGGAAACCUGGACCGGGUUCUCGAGCAAAUCUCGCUACCUGACGUGAAGACAUCCCGCUCUACUCUCAUGAAUAAUGUAUUGCGUAUUGGCGACGUUGAUACACGCACAGAAGAGGCAAUGGAAAUCCUCGUUAAAACCUGCAAAUGCACUUCGAUCAAUCGUCCGAAAGCAUUCAAAAAGUUUGCUAUCCGUCCUAAAACAGCACAAGAAGAGGAAGCGGAACAACAGACCAUGAAUGCUGACGAUGGCGACGAGAACAAGGUCGUCACUGUGACUUAUGCACAACUGAAGGCUCGUACAGAAUAUUAUGUCGACAAGGAGGACGGCAAGGAGGACGAAGAGGACCAAGUCAAGAUAGAAGAAGACGGAGAGCCGCGCCCAGAGGAUUUAGAGAAGGUCGAAAAGGAAGAGCUCAUUCGGGGUUUUAAAUAUGGGACCUCGUAUGUGCCUUGUCCGGAGGGUCAAUUUCCAAAACUUCCGACGAAGAAAGGUAUCGAUCUUAUUGGGUUCAUACCGGAGAAAAAGUUCCGCCGUGAAUACGCGAUGGGCGAAGUCCAAUACAUCUGGGGUAACCCAGACAAUCCGACCGCUCAAUGCGCAUUAUCCUCUGUUGUCCAAGCUAUGUACGAGAAAGGUGUGCUGGCCGUUGGAAGAUGGGUUACCGGUGACGGUAGAGACCCAAAAAUGGGGGUGAUGAGCCCAGCUUUAUUCGAACAAGUGCACUGUCUACUGUGGGUUCCAAUGCCUUUCGCCGACGAUGUCAGAAAAUACACAUUCCCGUCUCUCGACGAAUUGAGAAACAAGAAAGGGGAGAUUGUCAGUGAACACGCGUAUCUUCCAACCGAAAAGCAACUUGAGGCGAUGGACGACUUCGUGGAUGCCAUGGACCUUAUGCAGGCUGGGGAUAAAGACGAACAAGGCAACCGCACGGAGUGGCUGGAUAUCCGCGAUUCUUACAAUCCCUCCUUCCAUCGGUUGAAACAGGCCAUGUUCCACUGUGCUGUUGUGUCUGACCUGGACACAAACCCUCUUCCACCUCCACAUCCUGAAUUAUUGAAGUAUUUCAAUCCACCCAAGAAAUUCGUGAAGAAAGCUCAGAGCACCAUUGAUAAUUGUAUCAAAGUAUUUAAUAUCAAACAUGUGCCAAAGGUGAUCAAGGUUGCACGGAAAGAUGGUCACAACCAUGCAAACGAUGAUGACGAUGAAAUGCUUCUACUCGACCGUAAACCUUCAACUUCGAAACCUUCACAAUCACUUUCACAAGCCAAAAUUUCGCCAAAACCGGCUGAGGAUGGCAGCGAGACUGAAGAUGACGAUGAGGACGGAAUGUUGAUUGACAAAGCCGAACCAACACCCCGCCCGAACCCCCUUCCCACUCCUGCCCGUUCUCUGAAUAACGAUGAUGACAUGGAUAUCGACCCUCAACGGGAUCCCGACCGGGUAAUUGGGCGUACCAAUCCUCUUGCUGAUUUCAGAGAAAAUCUAGAACGAGGAGAUAUAGUCACCAAAGUCGUCGAAGAUAUGUCUGCAGUCAUCCAGGAAGUGAUUCUCGCUCCAUUCGCGAGUCGUAGAUCUAAGGAAAUGAUAGAGUGUUUGAUAGAACUUCGAGAAGUUUGCCUUCAAGAAGAUGAGGUCGAUGCGUGGAACUCAUUCCUUCCCAGUUUGAGGAGAAUGUGUAUCGACUCGUCUCCGGGGAACAAAGUGUUUUGGUCAGAAGUGCGAAAUUUCGGUCGAGCACUCAGUUUAAUUAGUGACAAAGAGGCGGAGAAGAAUGGAGGGUCGUCACAGUUCUCAGAAACGCAGGCUACUGAGUUUCUGAAGUAAAGUGUAAUUGCAGCCAAGGGCCGAUCAGGAUCUAUUGAAAGAAAUACUUGAAUGCUAGAGCUACGAUUAAUAUCUGAACCAAUGAAU